AUGUCAGCCAGUGGUCAAUUAGCCGGCAAAGUUAUUGCUCUGACAGGUGCAGCGUCAGGGAUUGGGCUGGAGACAGCUCACCUUCUUGCAAGCAGAGGAGCAACCUUAUCUCUUGCUGACGUUCAAGAAGAGGCUCUAAAAGGGGUCCAAGCCGACAUUCAGAGGAAAUUCCAGACGGAUAUUCUCAUAUCGCCCCUAGACGUGCGCCAAUAUGGCCAAGUCGAAGCCUGGAUCGACUCAACCGUGAAGCGAUUCGGCAAACUUGAUGGAGCAGUAAACCUUGCUGGAGUCAUACCCAAAUCUAUUGGCCUGAAGAUGAUCGAAGACCAAGACUUGGAAGAGUGGGACUUUGUUAUGGGAGUAAAUUCAACGGGCGUCAUGCAUUGCUUGCGAGCCCAGCUCAAGGUCAUGGCUAAGAAUGGCUCAGUCGUGAAUGCUUCAUCGAUUGGUGGCACUACUGGUCGCGCGAAGAAUGCAUCCUAUGCCGCCUCUAAGCAUGCAGUACUUGGCCUGACACGAUCGGCUGCGAAGGAAGUUGGUGCAAGGGGGAUAAGAGUCAAUGCUAUCUGCCCUGGUCGGAUAUCGACGCCAAUGUCUCAUGAGGCACAUGCUAUAGUUACUCAUGGAACUGGAACUAUUGCGGAAUACGAGGAGCAAAACCUGUCUGAUGUGGCUUUGCGAAGGAUAGGAAAGCCUCAAGAGGUCGCCUACGUGAUCGCGUUCCUCUUGAGCGAUGAGUCAAGUUAUAUCUCUGGAAAUGAUAUCAGUAUAGACGGCGGUUGGAGGUGUUAG
Messenger RNA from Neoarthrinium moseri, 792 nucleotides. RefSeq lists its product as uncharacterized. NCBI's taxonomy places the organism in Eukaryota, Fungi, Ascomycota, Sordariomycetes, Amphisphaeriales, Apiosporaceae. Gene Ontology annotation, molecular function: oxidoreductase activity. The record is from RefSeq and is a predicted model, not a curated record. The transcript has 2 exons. Bases 1 to 792 code for a protein of 263 amino acids.